Molecule: messenger RNA, 1472 nt
Organism: Passer montanus (Eurasian tree sparrow)
Lineage: Eukaryota; Metazoa; Chordata; Aves; Passeriformes; Passeridae
Gene: CFAP73
Product: cilia and flagella associated protein 73
Biological process (GO): spermatid development
Source: RefSeq, a predicted model, not a curated record
AGGAUGAGAUGGUUUGAGGGGCCAAGAGUGGAGCCUCCCUGCAAACAGCCUGGUGCAUUCAUUCCCUAUGCCCAGCACCAUGCCCUCGCUGCGGCGGCGCUGGGAGCCAGCCAGGAAAAUCCCAGGGAGCUGCGGGAGCCUCUGGCUGCCCCUGGCAACUCUGUUGUGCUGCCACCACCUCGGCUGUCCCGGUCCCAGCUCCUCCGCAGGCCCCUGGGCGAGGAGGAGGCACCGCUGAGAUGGACUCGGAGCUGGAGGAGCGGUUGCGAGAGGCUUUGCGGGACAAGCUUCGGCUGCUCCCGGCCGAGCUGCGCGCAGCCCGUGGCAGCAGGGCGGCAGUGCGGGGCCCGGCCACGCUGCCGCUGUCCAGCCGUGUGCUCCUGAAGCGGCGGGAGGUGGCGGACGUGGAGCGGCAGCUGCGGGACCAGCGGCAGGAGUUCCAGCAGCGGAUGCAGCGCCUGGCGCAGUGCCGGCAGCAGCUGGCCCGGAGGCAAGAGCAGCACCGCGACGCCGUGCUCAGAUUCGACUCCUUCCUGAAGGUGCGUGGCGGGGGCCGCCGGGCCGGGCGGAGGGUGCCCGCUGACCCGCUGCCCGCGGCGCAGGCGGAGGCGGCCCGGCGGGAGCGGGAGCGGGAGCGGCUGCUGCGGCACCGGGAGCGCCUGGCCCGGCGCCUGCGGAGCCUCCGGCCCUUCGGGGACUACCUGCGGGACGCGCUGGCCAGCGUGGGGCAGUUCCAGGACGUGCCGGCCAUGCUGGUGCAUUUCGGGGUGCUGGCGGGGGUGCGGGCAGCCCUGGCACGGGAGGCAGAAGCCGGGCAGGAGCAGCUGGCCCAGGGCAGGGCACAGCUCCAGCGGUACCGUCAGGACACCAGCACCCAGCUCCUGGGCACCAGGAACGAGCUGGCCCGGCUCCAUGCACGCCUGCAGGCUGCCCGCCAAGACGUGCUCCAGUGGGAGUCCUGCUGGACCCACAUCCAGAGCACAGCCAUCCAGAAGACCCUCCUGCUGGGGCAGAUCAAGCUGGCUGUGCUGAACCUCUUCCAGCAAACCACGGCACAACUCAGGAUCCCCAUGGACAAAGCCCAGGAGGACACGAAGGCCCAGUUGGACAUGGUGCUGCUCUGCAUGCAGGCCCUGGCUGACAUCUGUGCCACUGGCACACACCCACAGCACCACAGGAGUGCCAGGCUGCUUCGGGGCCAGGAAUAGCCCCUGGGGACACCUGCCUGCUCCUGGGGCUGGGGUGGGGCUGCCAGGGCCAGCAUGGAGCCACAGGACCCCUGUGGAUGGAGGUAAUUCACUGCAAGUCUAGAAGCAACAUGGACGGCAGUGGCACCACACCCAGGCAGGGCCAGGGCACUCCCAAGGUUCCCUCCUGCACAGAGCACCCCAGGCUGGAGGACGAGGAGGAGGGAGCUGCUGUUGGCAUCUCUGAAGGUGUUUCACGCCAAAAUACAUCCAGCUGUGCAGCUG